Humulus lupulus (European hop) is the source of this 823-nucleotide messenger RNA. RefSeq names its product HVA22-like protein c. The transcript is spliced from 5 exons. The record is from RefSeq and is a predicted model, not a curated record. Lineage: Eukaryota; Viridiplantae; Streptophyta; Magnoliopsida; Rosales; Cannabaceae. Bases 85 to 621 code for a protein of 178 amino acids.
AACACACUCAUUUCAAACCCCAAAAGCCUUUUAAAAAGGCCAGUGAAACUACUCUACUAAGAAGAAUCUCUAUACCAAAACAAAAUGGGUUCUGGCUCUGGGAAUAGUGAAAACUUUCUCCAAGUUGUCCUCAAGAACUUUGAUGUUCUUGCUUUGCCUCUAGUCUCUCUUCUUUAUCCUUUGUAUGCUUCAAUUAAGGCCAUAGAGACCAAGUCUCGUACUGAUGAUCAGCAAUGGCUUACUUACUGGGUUCUCUAUUCUAUGAUCACACUCUUUGAGCUCACUUUUGCCAAACUCAUAGAAUGGUUCCCCAUUUGGCCUUAUGCUAAGCUAAUUUUGAUGUGUUGGUUGGUGUUCCCACAAUUUAAUGGGGCAGCAUAUGUUUACAAGCACUACAUUAGACCAUACUAUAUGAACCCACAAGCUGCUCAAAUUUGGUAUUUGCCACGAAAAAAGAACAUUUUUCGAAAGCAAGAUGACAUCUUAACUGCUGCUGAAAAGUAUAUUGAACAGCAUGGAACUGAAGAGUUUGAAAGGCUUAUUACCAAGGCUGACAGAGAAGCAAGAACAAGGAGAAACAACAACAAUUACACGAUCUUUGAUGAUGAUUAUAUGUAUUGAGUUGCAGUUAGUUUAUGGUUUUAUUAUUAUUAUCAUCAUAUUAUUAUAUUAUGUUUGCCUCUAUUCUGUUCUAAUGUAGUUUUUCAUCAACUGGUAUUUAGGCUUCUUUCCUUUUUAUGACUAUGAGUCUUCCAUUACAUGGGUUGGCUUUGUUUAAACUGUUUGGAGUAUGAAAGUAUUGAAACUCCUUUAUUAGUCUCAA